Molecule: messenger RNA, 2447 nt
Organism: Amphibalanus amphitrite
Lineage: Eukaryota; Metazoa; Arthropoda; Thecostraca; Balanomorpha; Balanidae
Gene: Mob2
Product: MOB kinase activator-like 2
Exons: 5
Coding region: 746-1588 (280 amino acids)
Biological process (GO): signal transduction; positive regulation of protein phosphorylation
Cellular component (GO): cytoplasm; nucleus
Molecular function (GO): protein kinase activator activity
Source: RefSeq, a predicted model, not a curated record
AGACCAAAUUACAAAAGACUUCUAAAAACAGCUGAUGGAAAUUUAUUUAUGUUUAUAACUGAAAACGUGUACUUUCGUUGAAACGGCAACUAAUAAAUAUUUUAAAAUAUUUUGGAAAGAAAUAUUUUUUUAAGAGAGCCUCUUUUUGUAUCAUUCUAAAAUGUUCUUAUUUUCGUUAAAAAAAAUCGUAAUAUUUUACGGAAAAUCGAUUCGGAAAUGUACUUUUUGAUAAACACAAAGAUAUGAGGAAAAAUGAAUUUGUAUGCAUCAGUCAGCUUAUAAGGAGCAAAGUUGUGUUAUUGGGCCCUGCAAAUUUGUCGAUAAAAUUUGUUGUUAUGCGGCAAAAUAACAAGCUACGUUUUGCAAAACUGAAACGACUGAUCGCUGCUGUUCGCUUUAUCAUUUCGGCAAAUGAGUUUGGCGAUUGGUAGAGGGCCGAUGAAAAGAACGUUGGUGAAUUAGCUAGCAUUUUACCAGUGUCAUAUAUUUAUGAGGCCCUCUGAACUGUGAUUUGUUGUGUGCCACCCCAGAGUGAUAGUAACUAAUACAAAUUGUGACAGGUGUUGAAGUCAAAUAAGUGAUAUUGCUUGUUUUUCAUCACAACAGUGACCCCUCUGAAGAUAUGAUUGAUAGCCUGUCCGACUCCGAAACUUGUACAGAAUGCUAAGCUUUUAAUUGAGCUUCGGCACAAGAAUUCAAGCUGGAUAAGCUUCCAGACUAUCUCAGAGAUACGGUUGACUGGUUUAUGGGUAAGGCGCGCCGGAAGGACCGCGAGAGCUCUGCGCCGUCGCAGGAGGAGCACAAGCUCUACCUGGAGGAGGCGGUGCUAGAGCGGAAGCACAGCGACACCGACCUGCGGCCGCUGGUCGACCUGCCGCCCGGACUCGGCUACAACGAGUGGCUCGCCUCCCACACCAUCGACUUUUUCCAGCACAUAAACCUGGUGUACGGCACCAUAUCCGAGUACUGCACCUCGUCCACCUGUCCGGAUAUGAACGGACCGUGCCAAAGGCAAUACUUUUGGAUGGACGAGAAGGGGAAGAAGAUUAAGACGACGGCGCCUCAGUAUGUGGAUUAUGUGAUGACUUACAUUCAGAAGACUCUCAACGACGAGACGGUGUUCCCCAGUAAACCCGUGAACGACUUUCCGACCGACUUCGAGCUGGUGGUUCGCCGCAUCUUUCGGCUGUUGUUUCACGUGCUGGCGCACGUGUACCAUAACCACUUCCGGGAGGUGAUGCUGCUCACGCUGCACGCCCACCUCAACUGUAUCUUCGCGCACUUCACGCUCUUCAACGAGCGCUUCAAGCUGAUCGACGACAAGGAGACGGAAGUGUUGCAUGACCUGGUGGUGGCGCUGAAACUGGCGCCGCGUGGCGUGACGUCACCGCCCUCCGCCUCCGCCGCCGCCGCGGCCGCGGCUGCCGACGGCGACGGCGAUGAAGACGAAAAUAAGGAAAACAUUGACGUGGGCAACGGCCGGCCGGCCGCUGACAAGGCGGUCAGCAUGGAGACGGACGAGCCGGCGCCGGCGCCGGCCGAGCCGGGCGCGGUCGGCGGCGCCGCGCCGGCCGAGUCCUGCCAAUAGUGAUAUCCACCUACCGAGCCCGCGCUGCGCCGCGCCGCCGCCUGUUUUACCCUGUUGGACGUCGCGCCCCGCUGUCGGCCCGACCGGUAAGUUAUUUUAACCACGUUAGUUUCUUCUGCAAGUGCGCGACCUCGCUUGCAUCUAGUCGCUCUGUUGUGAUUGCUGGUACAAAUGCGAGCCGUUGUUGAGUGUGGGUCGGCGAGCGUGUGCGGUCGCCGCCGGUGCGCCGCGGCCGGCGCCGGCGCCCCGUUUUACUGGAGUGACCGGGCGCGCGGCCCGGCCGGCCGGCGGCUCCCUCUCCAUAUCAUGUAGUGUGGAGCGCCGCCCGCCUCUCUGCCUUCUGUGGUGCGCGCGCGCGCCGCCGCGGCCCGCCCGGCAGUACCGUCAGCGGGCCGCGUCCCAUCGCCGGAGCCGCCGGAGCGCCGCUCCUACCCGUGGUACGCCGCCGCCGCCGCCGCCGCCGUCGCCUUUGUCGUCCAACUCCUGUACUUAGUCGGCCCGCGUGGCCGCCCCCUGAUACCAAAGUCCCUGCGCCGCGCGGCCACCUCCUCCGUUACGGGGCGCGUGCGCCGCCGUGACCGAGCCGAGAUCACGUGGGGUCCGGUCCGAUCGGGGUAUUUUUGAGAGAGAGCGUGAGAGCCGGGAGAGCGAGUGUGGGGACGUACUGUACUGGAUAGGGCGCUGAUCAUGGCCCGGCUAGCCGCGCGGGCGGCGCGGCGGCCGCGCCGAUCGCCGGGUGGCCGCCGUGCCCCGCCGGCUAGGUAAUUCACAACCGUAGAAUGUGAUAGACGGACUGACCUCAGGGUAUAUGAGAGGUCAUUCCGAUAGACCAGAGACAAAAUAAAUUAUGUGCACUGUG